CAGAUCACACCUGCUAUUAACAGGGUGAUUAAUUUGUCAACGGCCAGGCUUAGCAGCUUACCAGGGGCGACACCUGAUAUCGAGUCAAUCGCCGCACUGGAUGAGCAUUCUGCCUGCUGGGAUGGUGUUCCCUGGAAGUAAACUGACGCUUUCAAUCAUUCUCAUCAUCAAUACCGUGUUCUGGGAAUUGGUCUUCUCCGCAGGAAACCCUCUUUUUCAGAACAGGAAAGUGCUCAACGUGUUGCAUUUUGACAAUUGCGUUGGUGAAGAGUAUCCCUUCAAGUUUGUUAAAUGGUCCUUCAUCCGGAACAGGACGACAAUCAUCAUUAACGGGGAAGAGAUUAUCACAAGGAACAUAGAUGAGCCGUUGACGAUUUUCUAUCGGAUUGAGAAAUGCAACGACAAAGCGAAUCCUGAUACUUGUGAAUACUACAACACAUGGAGAUGGGACAAUCUUUGCACUAUGAUGAAAGUGCUGCCAUUCAUUUCUACGAUCCGUAACCUUCACACUCCACCUCUUUCGUGCCCAUUCAGGAAAGGACAUUAUUACGUGAGGAAUGCCAAGUUCGAUAAAUUCUCUCUCCUGCAGUUUUUGCAGACAAUCGGUAACAACAAUCGAGCUAUGUGGAAAUUUCGGAUGGAGAUAUAUGAAAAGGACCAAAUUGUCUGCUGCUUGGAUUUCUCUAUUCAAGUCGUCAACUUCAGAACAAAAAACUCGCGAGGAAAUACGUCAUCUAGUCAUACGCAAACAAUUAGAAAAGCAGAUUUUAUUUGAUGAGGUGCUGAAUAUACGCAGCAGAGUGCCGCCUGAUUUUUCUGGUCCAUCAUCUGUCACGGCGGUAUGUUUAUUUGGCAUUGGCAUGAUUUUUUUGA
This is a messenger RNA of Bemisia tabaci, 873 nucleotides long. RefSeq lists its product as uncharacterized. The record is from RefSeq and is a predicted model, not a curated record. NCBI's taxonomy places the organism in Eukaryota, Metazoa, Arthropoda, Insecta, Hemiptera, Aleyrodidae.